AUGGCAGCAACGAUCGAGGAUAGAGGACCGCAGCUCUUGGCGGUCAAUGUGACCUUUUUGACUGCCGCUCUGAUCUCCAUCAUCUUGCGAUGCUACGUCCGCUGGUUCAUGGUCAAGGCAUUCGGAAAAGAUGACUGGCUCAUGCUUAUUGGAACGAUCUUCUUUACCUUGUACGCCUCUUUCUCGACCAGAGGCAUCCACUUCGGAACUGGACGCCACCAUGCCGAUCUCGAAACGGAGAAUAUCCAAAUCGCCAUGAUGUGCUGGUGGUUUUGUUAUCUUUGGUACUCCAUGGCGAUGAUAUCGUGUAAAUCCUCCAUCGGCUUCUUCUUGCUGCGAUUCACCACGAACAAGCUCCAAAGAUGGACGAUUUACCUUGCCAUGAUGUCGACUGCGCUCUCUGGUGGCAUCUUCUUCUUCGUCACGCUGUUCCAGUGCCACCCUGUUGCAUAUUUUUGGAACAAGACUCUGGACGGAAAGUGCGUCAACGCCGACAUCAUUAUAGCCCUGGCAACUCUCUACAGCGUCUUCGCCGUUAUUUCCGAUUUGAUAUUCGCCCUUCUUCCCGGAAUCAUUGUAUGGCAGCUGCAACUCCACAAACGAACUAAACUGUCGUUGAUACCUCUUCUGGCCAUGGGAUGCGUCGCAAGCUCGGCAGUGAUUGCCCGCUUCCCAUACCUACCACUGUUAAAAAAGCCAGAUUUUCUCUGGAACACUUUGGAUGUUGCAAUCUGGUCCACAGUUGAGCAGGGACUGGCUAUUACUGCUGGCAGUCUGGCAACCUUACGGCCACUGAUAAAACUGGCAGCAUUCCGUCUCGGACUCACCAGCAAGCCUAUAUCACUACGCCCGUCAGACUACGGGUCAUCACCGCGCAUGCCCGGGUCUAGCACCCAAAACGGCUUCUCUUCACGCCAAGCCUACACCCUCUCAUCCGUCAGUCGUGAGGAAGCCGCUGUUGCGAAGAAGACUGGUCUCAACUUGAGCUCUUCAAGCGAGUCUAACGUUGGUAUCAAACGAGAGACGAAAUGGGAGGUCAAGGUGUCACAAGCGGGAACCAAUGAGAGCGAGGAGGAGCUGCGAUCCCCAAGGGUAUGGAUCAACAAAGGAGGGAGUCACUGGGAAGAAUGA
Messenger RNA from Ilyonectria robusta, 1131 nucleotides. RefSeq lists its product as uncharacterized. The transcript has 5 exons. NCBI's taxonomy places the organism in Eukaryota, Fungi, Ascomycota, Sordariomycetes, Hypocreales, Nectriaceae. Bases 1 to 1131 code for a protein of 376 amino acids. The record is from RefSeq and is a predicted model, not a curated record.